Messenger RNA from Drosophila simulans, 2987 nucleotides. It is a transcript of the gene Nrk, whose product is annotated as tyrosine-protein kinase transmembrane receptor Ror2. Gene Ontology annotation, molecular function: ATP binding; protein binding; transmembrane receptor protein tyrosine kinase activity. Lineage: Eukaryota; Metazoa; Arthropoda; Insecta; Diptera; Drosophilidae. Gene Ontology annotation, biological process: positive regulation of kinase activity; multicellular organism development; protein phosphorylation. Gene Ontology annotation, cellular component: signaling receptor complex. The record is from RefSeq and is a predicted model, not a curated record. Bases 1 to 2175 code for a protein of 724 amino acids. The transcript has 4 exons.
AUGGCUGCCGGGCAAUGGGUGGGGGUGGUUGAGCGGGUGCUCCGGGGAAUGGGGCUGAAAUGGGGGGCCAAUUUGGCUGUCCUGGGGCUGUGCGUGUUCCUCUUUGCCAGCGCCACGCACGCGAACUCCCUGAACGCCAUCGAGGAACCCGUCACCCGGCGCCACCACCAGCGGCAUCACGAGCGCGAGCGGGAGGAGAACGGCUACUGCGCUCCGUACAGCGGCAAGGUGUGCAAGGAGUACCUCACCGGCCAGGUGUGGUACAGUCUGGAGGAUCCCACUGGCGGGUGGAAGAAUGAGCAGGUGACCACGGCGCUCUGGGACGAGCUUAUCUCCGAUCUUACGGGUCUGUGUCGCGAGGCAGCCGAGAAAAUGCUCUGCGCCUAUGCGUUUCCCAACUGCCACAUGGAGGGCGGUCGAGCGGUGAAGGCUCCUCUCUGCUUCGAGGAUUGCCAGGCCACGCAUCUCCAGUUCUGCUACAACGACUGGGUGCUCAUCGAGGAGAAGAAGGAGCGAAACAUGUUCAUCAAGAGCCGCGGCCACUUCCGGCUACCCAACUGCUCCUCCUUGCCGCACUACAACGCUUCCAUGCGGCGACCCAACUGCUCCUACAUCGGUCUCACCGAACUCAAGGAGUCCGAAGUGAGCUACGACUGCCGCAAUGGAAACGGACGCUUCUACAUGGGCACAAUGAACGUGUCCAAGUCGGGAAUUCCCUGCCAGCGCUGGGACACUCAGUACCCGCACAAGCACUUCCAGCCACCACUGGUCUUCCAUCAGCUCCUGGAGGGCGAAAACUAUUGCCGCAAUGCUGGCGGCGAGGAGCCGCAUCCCUGGUGCUACACUGUGGAUGAAUCAGUGCGCUGGCAGCACUGCGAUAUACCCAUGUGUCCGGAUUAUGUGGACCCCAAUGCCGGCGAUUUGAACACGCCCAUUAAGAUGGAAAAGUUCUUUACGCCAUCGAUGAUUUUUCUCUUGGCUGGAAUAGGUUUCGUGGCCAUUGUGACCCUGCACUUGAUGAUCUUGCUUGUCUAUAAACUGUCCAAGCACAAGGAUUACUCCCAGCCUGCGGGAGCAGCCACUGCAGAGUGCAGUGUUUCCAUGCGCGGAGGAGGAGAGUGUGGUGGCAAUCUGAACACCAGUAGAGAAACCCUCGGAGGUAAUGGAAACACGAAUACCUUAGCAAAGUGGGGCACCAUUAGAAGCACGGCCACUAUUCACAGCAAUUGCGUGGCCCUUACUACGGUGAACAAUGUGUCAGAUGCGAAGGGCACGAAACCGAAUGCACGCCUGGAGAAGUUGGAGUACCCACGUGGAGAUAUAGUGUAUGUAAGAUCAUUGGGUCAAGGAGCCUUUGGUCGCGUCUUCCAGGCCAGGGCUCCUGGACUUGUUCCCGAUCAGGAAGAUCUCCUAGUCGCUGUUAAGAUGCUAAAGGACGACGCCAGCGACCAGAUGCAGAUGGAUUUCGAGCGUGAGGCCUGUUUGCUGGCCGAGUUCGAUCAUCCAAAUAUCGUGAGGCUCCUGGGGGUGUGCGCCUUGGGCAGACCCAUGUGCCUGCUCUUCGAGUACAUGGCUCCUGGCGAUCUCAGCGAGUUCUUGCGCGCCUGCUCCCCAUAUGCCACCCACCAGGCGCCGACUCGGGAUCGUCUGCAGUUGAACGAGCUACAUCUGCUGCAGAUGGCGGCCAACAUUGCAGCGGGCAUGCUGUAUCUUUCGGAGAGAAAGUUCGUCCACCGGGAUUUGGCCACCAGGAAUUGCCUGAUCAACGAGCACAUGGCGGUUAAGAUCGCCGACUUUGGGCUCUCGCACAAGAUCUAUCUGCAGGACUAUUACAAAGGCGACGAGAACGACUUCAUCCCGAUCCGCUGGAUGCCGCUUGAGAGCAUCCUGUACAACAAGUUCUCGCUGGAGUCGGAUGUGUGGGCCUACGGCAUCUGUCUGUGGGAGAUCUUCUCCUUCGCCUUGCAGCCCUACUUCGGGCUAACCCACGAGGAGGUGAUCAAAUACAUCAAGGAGGGCAACGUACUCGGCUGUCCGGAUAACACGCCGCUCUCCGUCUAUGCGCUGAUGCGCCGCUGCUGGAACCGCAAGCCCAGUGAGCGACCUGGCUUCGCCGAGAUCAACCACUGCAUCCAGCACAGCAUCGCCGAGAGCGAGUGCAAGGCAAUGCUCUAGGGGAUCGCCGGAGAAGUGAAUGAAAUAAUCUUUGACGAACAGAACGAUCGUCCGUUGUCCUUGGGGGGCAAGCAAUAGAAGCACAUGAAUACGUCAGGUUGGGUGACAAAACAAUAGAAGGGAAUGCCAUCAUCUUAAAACUUGAUAAUAAGCUUUUGGAUCUUUAGUAUAUUUGCCGAUUUUUUUAGGACAUACAAAAUAGUUCUGAAUUGCAUAACGGUGGCAUUCCUAGACUAUCUUUUUUGAAUCCCCAUCUCUUAUGCAUACUGAAUUGAAUUUUGCACAAGGUGAGAUCAGAGGGGCAACAGGUUUGUGAUUAAGUUAGUAUAAAUGACAGCUCCAUAUCUUUAAGAGAUCGCUCCGUUACCAAGUCUUUCAUUCGAUGCUUCCUCACAUAACUUUCUUUAAUCGAUACAGAAACUAUUUUGAUACACUUAUACCCUCUGAUCUCUCGAUCUCGAUCGAAUAGUCUGCCACAACGAACGCAUCAUCAACGUCUCGUAUCCAUAUCUAGUCUGUAGAUUAAGUUUAUAUAUAUAUGCGCAUAUGUAGAUUGCAUUUUAAUGGGAAUAUUUUUGACUAGGCUUAAGCACUGCCAUCGCAGUCGCACUCCACAAAGAUCGCUGAUCGCUGAUCACUGGGUGGACAAACAGGAACCAGACACCGGAGACCAUCAAAACAAUAAGUUAAAUGAGAUAUGGAAUAUUUAGAGAACUGUCUACAGCCCGAAUUUCUGGGUAACUUUACAUAAUCUUUGUAACUAAAGCAACGUGUUGAUUGUAAUUUGUAUAAAUAAACCAUCUAUAACCGUA